Postia placenta MAD-698-R-SB12 is the source of this 900-nucleotide messenger RNA. RefSeq lists its product as hypothetical. Lineage: Eukaryota; Fungi; Basidiomycota; Agaricomycetes; Polyporales; Adustoporiaceae. The record is from RefSeq and is a predicted model, not a curated record. The transcript is spliced from 3 exons. The coding region runs from base 1 to 900 and encodes 299 amino acids.
AUGGUGCACCCCGCACCACAGACACCACCAGCAACAAAGGGGAAUGGCCCAGAAGACCAACUGCGCCGACAUGUGCCGUGCAGGCUGCGUCGCAUGCUGGGCAAGAUGCCCUUGCAUGCGACCGAGAACGACAAUGAGCACCGGAACCUGCCCCCUAGGCUCCGGCGUAUGACCGAGCGCGCGCAGGCCAGGAGAGCACUGGCACCCUCAGCCACGAGUCUCCAACAAGCCGCUAACGAUCAGAACCUGGAUUCAGAGUCCAGCCUAUCCGGGCGCGAUGCUGAAGUUUCGCGUCCCAGGUCCAGGAUGCCACUGGCAUCCAACGCCACUCCAGAAGUAUCCACGGACAGGACCGCCCAAGCCGUUCCAUUCGUCCAGGAGCCUAGUCAGCCCAGAUUGGCAAUCCCUGCACCAGAGGCUUCUAGUUCGAGGACGCCCACGGUUCUUCCUCCAGCGACUGGUUUGCCCCCUGCGGUCCCUGCAGGGGAAUGUGGAGGGAAUGGCCCCAUGCAACAAAGCGCGCCUGAGCUGGUUGCAGCCGUAGCGGGACCCAAGAAAUCCGCCGCUCGUGCCAGGGGCCCACGAACAGAGACGGAAAAGAAGCCGGUGCGUCGUAGCGCACGGCUACUCCGGAAAAUCAAUGGGGGAAACCGUGAUCAAGCCGUGAAUACGGAUGGCACGGCCCAUGGCUCGAUUGCCGAUGUUGAGAUGUCAACACAGCCCGCGAAUAAAGCGAAUGACGAGGACGUAGGAGACAAUGCACCACGGGCCGACACGGGAGCGGAGCCUGACUGUACUGCAUCGACACAGCCAAAUCUGAAGCGGAAAAGAAGGCCACGUGACGAGGACGAGGACACUGCUGCCCCUGAGGGGGCAGCGAGAAAGAAAGCACGCAAGUGA